AAGCCAAUCGGAACACCUCGGCUAUUGUUGAGUGAUAGAAAGGCACGAGAAAAUGUGAGAGCAGAGUGACGAUAAUUUGAUUACGUCCAAUUAAUCAUUAGAAUCCAUUAUUGAUUAAUUUGAGAAGAAUUUUUUAAACAACUAUUCUAUUUGUGAAAUUAUUCAAGCCAAGUGAUCAUUAUCAUAUAUUGUCACAGUCAUGACUUUGAAGAAAAAUUUAAUUGGCAGACGAGCAAAGCGAUAUCGUCAAGAAAAGAGGAAAACAAACAAAAGAACAAAUGGUAUUGCAGAAGACCUCUUGUCUAAACCUCUCGGUGAUAGUUUCUUUAUUGCAACAGAUUCUACAGAGUGUGAGGAAACACCUGUAGUAGGUCAGGAGUACAUUGACAGUGAUGGAGCUCAAGCAGACGAGUUCUUUGUUAUUCUUGACAAGCCGUACAGAUACAGUCCUGAUAUUGAUCUUGAUGACUUUGUUGCAAAAGUCAACUUAUAUAUAUUUAAUAAAUUACGCCAGAACUGUAAAAUGCUUAUAACAAAUGAGUUUACAUACAUGGAAUCAUCAAAUGACUUAAAAUUCAUACAGUUGUAUGACAGUGACAAAUAUUGGGACUCUCCACGAGUGAAAACUUGUGUUUGUGUAGGACGAGACUUCAAAAUUCACAUAAGUGUUCAUGGUAUAAAGAUUCCAGACUAUCAUUUGAUAUGGGUUUCUAUGGGUCGAUACUGUAAUUCAGUAAAAGGUGUGCAUUAUGUGCUAGAACAGGUUCAGAAAUAUGACAUAUGUUGUGGGAACCAGGACAGUGAAUUACAGGAUUUGAUUCCUGUUGGUACCUUGUUUGAUGUAAAAAAUGACUACAAGUUUCAAGGGUUCAAGGAAUCAUUUUACAUUGGUAGCACUAUAAGGUGCACAAAGUGUAGUCUGCUCAUAAACACUAAAACAAGUACUCGAUGUGAAAACUGUAACACAUACAGGCGGACCUUAAGAAAAACAUUGUCAAGACGGCAAAACACUCCGGAAUUACCUCCACAUGAAAAGGAUUGGAUGAAGUCAAAGGCUCCCGACUCUAAAUUGACAGGAAAUCAAAUGUUUUACAAAGUAAAACAAUUAAAACAAUAUUCGAGUCAGCUUGAAAAAGAGGUAGCAAGACUGAAACAGGAAGCGAAAAAAAAGAAAACUGUCACGAAAGGUGUAGUGUUGAGUGAUCGUGAAGUGAAUGAAAUUAUAGACUUGAUGGAAAAUUCAGAAAGGGAGGUUUAUCAUAGUAAUCCUGAUGAAAACUCUGGGGAUUUGUGGGAAUAGGGAGAGCAUUUAACUUCAACAAAAUAAGCAUGGCGUGAGAUGGCUUCCUGCCAUUAUUAAAUGGUGCAAGUUUUUUAAAACAUAGGUAAUCUACCAUUUAUGAUACAUGUAUGUGAAGAAACUCUAAAUUUGUGGGGAUUAUCAUUGGAUAAUCACUUUACUAAUGUAACAAAAAAGAACAGGCUCCCAAGCUAGCAUUGUGGAUAAAUAAAUCGAACAGCGUGCAAACAGAGUAAUUUUGAAAUAUAUUUUAAUGAAAUUUAAGUACACUGUACUAUUCAUGUACCGGUAAAUGGAAUAUCACAUGGAUUGUAUAAAUUAUACUAUAAAAAUAUCUGCAAUGGAUAAUUUUGCAAUCGUUCUAUAGCUCUGUGAAUGGUUAAUUUGAUGGGAAGCGCUCUCAUCAAUAUGAUUAUAAAUUACUUUUUAUAUACAAUGUACAUGUGUUCGCAAGUAUCUUCAAUUGACAUGGUAAUCAGAAUUAUUAUCCCUAGCGGAUAAAGUUGAAAGUGGGAUGAUGCUAGUAGUAAUGGCACAUGUGGGUUUUUCCUACCUAACCUUAGGGUACAAACAAACUUUUACCUCUUUGGCUUCACAGUGCACAACUGCUCUCAUGGAAUGGUUAAUGAGUAAUAUACUAAUUUUCGAUAUAUUUACCAAAUGGUAACUGUAAAAAAUUUGUUUGUACUCCAGGAUUAAUAGCUGGGAAAAACCAACAUUUGCCAAGUGCCAGCGUACAAAUGUAUUUUAAAAACUAAGCAAGCAUGUAUAAAAAUAGUAAGGAAAUGAUGUUUUUUAUGCCACCGCAGCAUCUGCGAUGCGGUGGCAUAUAGCGAUUCACCUGUGUGUAUGUGUGUGUGUGUGUUUGUUUGUUUGUUUGUUUGUGUGUGUGUGUGUGUGUUAUAUAGAUUAUAUAGUGAACUUAAAAAAAUCUUCUUGUGAAAAACCACUAGUCCAAUUUCAACCAAACUUGGCAGGAUUGAUCCUUGGGUGAAGGGGUUCAAAAGUUGUUCAAAGAAUUUCAUUCCAUGCAGAAAUCUGGUUGCCAUGGCAACCAAAAGGAAUUAUAAGAAUAAAUUAAAAAAAUCUUCUUGUAAAGACCCAAAAGGCCUAGAGCUUAGAUAUUUUGCAUAAGGCAUUGUCUGGUAGACCUCUACCAAGAUUGUUCAAAUUAUAGCCCUGGGGUCAAAAUCAGCCCCGCCCCGGGGGUCAUUGAUUUUCACUAUAUGUACAUAUAGUAAAAACUUAAAAUACCUUCUUGUAAAGACCCAAAAGGCCUAGAGCUUAGAUAUUUUGCAUAAGGCAUUGUCUGGUAGACCCUUACCAAGAUUGUUCAAAUUAUAGCCCUGGGGUCAAAAUCGGCCCCGCCCCGGGGGUCAUUGAUUUUCACUAUAUGUACAUAUAGUAAAAACUUAAAAUACCUUCUUGUAAAGACCCAAAAGGCCUAGAGCUUAGAUAUUUUGCAUAAGGCAUUGUCUGGUAGACCUCUACCCAGAUUGUUCAAAUUAUAGCCCUGGGGUCAAAAUCGGCCCCGCCCGGGGGUCAUUGGUUUUCCUUAUAUGUAUAUAGUAAAAACUUAUAGUAAAAACUUUAAAAAAAUUUCUUCUCGCAAUUGACAAAUGCUAGAGGUUAGAUAUUUUGCAUGAAACAUUGUGAAGUGAACUUCUAGCAAGAUUGUUCAAAUUAUAGCCCUGGGGUCAAAAUUGCCCCCGCCCCGGGGGUCAUUGAUUUUCAGUAUAUAUAUAUAAUAAAAAAUCUUAUUGUCUGAAGGUACAAAGCUUAGAGCUUUAAUAUUUGUUAAAUGAUAUCAUCUAUAGGAACUCUACCAAAGUUGUUCAAAUUUUGUGUCAAAAUUAGCCCCGCCCCGGGGGCCAUAGGUUUUCCUUAUAUGUAUAUUGUAAAAAAUUUAAAAAAUCAUCUUCUUUAAAUUUACAAAGACUAGAGUUAAGAUAUUUUGCAUGAAACAUUAUGUAGUGAACCUCUAGCAAGAUUGUACAAAUUAUAGCCCUAGGGUCAAAAUUGGCCCAACCCCCAGGGGUCAUUGAUUUCACUAUGUACAUAGAGUAAAAAAUUAAAAAAUCCUCUUGUCUGACGGUACAAGGCUUAGAGCUCUGAUAUUUGGUAUAUAAUAUCAUCUAUGGGUCCUCUACUAAAGUUGUUUUAAUUAUGCCCCUAGUGUUAAAAUUGCCCUGCCCCAGAGGUGAUAGUUUUCCUUAUAUGAUUGAAUAAAGUGAAAACUUGAAAAAUCUUCUUCUCUGAAUUGAAAAAUCUUUUUCUCUGAAUUGACAAAGGCUAGAGGUUAAAUAUAUGGCAUGAGACUUUGCAAAGUGAACCUUUACCAAAAUUGUUCAAAUUAUAGCCCUGGGGUCAAAAUAAAAAAUAUUUUUGUCUGAAGGCACAAGGCAUAGAGCUUGGAUGUUUGCUAUAUAAUAUCAUCUAUAGGUCCUCUACCAAAGUUGUUCAAAUUUUUCCCCUGGUGUCAAAAUUGGCCCUGCCAGGGGGCAGUGAUUCUCAUUAUGUACACAUAGUAAAAACAGAAAAUAAAACAAAUGUUUUCUGAAUGGGAGAAAGCUACAGCUUAGAUAUUUGACUUGCAAUUUUGUUUGGUGGACCUGUGUCAAGAUUGUUUUGAAUUAAACCCUUGGAUCCAAAAUUUUGCCUUGCCCAAGGGGACAGUGACCUACUUUCUUGUCCUUUGAUGUACAGCAAUGAAAUUUUGACCAUGUGCACAGUUAUAGUUGUAAAAUUGAACUUUGAUAUCAGGUGACCUAGAUUUUGAUGAUGUGACCUACUUUCUUGUCCUUUGAUGUACAGCUAUGAAAUUUGCACCAUGUGCACAGAUUAAGAUGUAAAGUGAACUUUGAUUUCAGCUGACCUAGAUUUU
Molecule: messenger RNA, 4184 nt
Organism: Ruditapes philippinarum (Manila clam)
Lineage: Eukaryota; Metazoa; Mollusca; Bivalvia; Venerida; Veneridae
Exons: 2
Coding region: 200-1300 (366 amino acids)
Source: RefSeq, a predicted model, not a curated record